AUGCUCAAGAAUAUUGUCAAUUCUGAUCAGCUACACUAUGUGAUUAAUCAGGUAGGUAAUCAAUACCAUUGGCCGCAUGUGCAAAGGUUGUCAUGGUUGUUAUAUGUUGUGAAGUGUUACAAUCUCAGUUUUUCUAUUGUGCCUCACACCACAGUGACAUCUCGACCCCUCUGAUCCACAAUUUUUGUCUACAUAUGUAGAUGACAAAAUGUGUUGAUCAAAGUGUGCAGGAAUGUAACUUUGUGAUUGCUUUGCAUGCAGGGUCAUACUUGACCUUAUCACUAAAGGGUUAAUUCCUUCCCUUCAGUGUUUAAACCAGUUUGAACACCAAUGACUAAUGUCUUGACAACUUUCUCUGAAACUGUCUUUGGGGUUAGGCAAUACAUGUAUUAUUCAUAACCCCUGCCUUCUGGUUGAUGAUCAUGCCCAGGUGUCACAAGAGUCUGGCGAGGCUCCUGACAUCAUCCAGGAAGAGGCCUCUGUCAUUCUGGAGGAGAUGGCCUACCGGCUCCAGAUCAGCACUGUCCGCUUCUUUGCCUUCACCCUCAGUAAGGCCUUCAAAACGCUCUUACAAAAUGUAUGUGUUAACGAGGAGGGUAUCCAGAGAGUGAGUGGCCCUGCCUUCAAUAAAAAACGGUAGCUCAUUUCCUCAUCAGAUUAGUUUAAUGUGUUAAAGCAACUAUUCUGAUUCUGAGUUUUGUUAUAAAUGUAAUGCAAAGUAGUACGUUAAGGAUUAUGGGGCAUGUGGGAUAUUAACUCUUUGCCCUGUUAAUAAAGUUAAUUCAUAUCCACACAUUCUUAAUUUCUUCAGCUCCAACAGGCCAUCCAGGAGCAUCCGGUGGUGCUGCGCCCCAGUCACCGUAGUUACAUGGACUUCCUGUUGAUGUCCUACAUUCUGCACCCCUAUGACCUUGCCCUGCCUGUCAUCAUAGCCGCGGGAAGUAGGGGUGCUGAGGGUGCUGCAGCAACCCCUGCAAAAAUCUGA
Messenger RNA from Coregonus sp. 'balchen', 985 nucleotides. Lineage: Eukaryota; Metazoa; Chordata; Actinopteri; Salmoniformes; Salmonidae. The record is from the annotation of a GenBank genome assembly.